AAAAAGGAAAUAGAGUGAAUCACUUGUCUGCACUCACUUGUCAAACAAAAUUGUCCAUAAGAGUUGACACUUUUGUUAUGAUCAAAAGACUGUUGAAAACAUGAGGUUUUACGUGAAUUUUAUACUGUUAGUAGCUCUAAUUGUAAAUUCCCAAAGCAAUGCUCAACGUACCAAAGACAAAAUGUACCAGCCAUUGAAUGGAAUUGCGUCCUGCUUUCGGAGAAUGAAUGGUACACAUCAAACAGGUUGUUCAUCUGCAAAGGAGGGUACAACCGGUGUAGUGCAUUACGUAAAGAAAUCCAGUGAACUGGACUUGAUCCUUUCACUAGACAAUAAUUUGCAAUAUAUCCCUGCCAUUCCAGUCAAUGAAUUCACCAAAGAAGUUGUUCAAAAAUUGCUAACAUCAAGCAAAAUAUCCGGCCUAGUUGUGUAUGAAACAAAUGAAACCACAAUCAAGCAUUUCAGCCAUGAAGACUCAUGUCCGAAUCGUUACUCAAAUCUCGAUGGCACAUGCACGAAAUCAUGGAACGAGUAUGGCACUGGCCUCCUGCUAGAAGAUCUAUCAAUUCCGAUCUUUUAUUUGAACCUAUCCGAGGAUGUGAAAAUGAUCAAAGACUGCUUCAUUAAAUUCAACAAUUUUUCAUAUGAAACACAUCAGGACAGAUCUCUAUGUGCCUUGGAACUUUCAAGUUUUAUGUUUGCCGCCAUAAAUACGCCCACUUGCAUAAGGCGUGGUUCAAAUGCGAAUUUUAACUUUAACACGGUGAAAUUCUGCGAUGCUCUUGGUGAUCAGAACGUUUGGGCGACAUUAUUUCCAAUUGCACAAACAAAUUCGUUGAAGUACGUUGUGGUAUCAGCAAGAAUGGAUAGUUCGUCCAUGUUCAGUGAUUUGGUUCCGGGUGCGGCUUCUCCAGUUUCUGGUUUGGUUACGCUUUUGUCGACAGCUCAGGUUUUGAAACGGAUGGUGCCAAAAUACGAAGAUUAUGAUUACAAUGUGAUUUUCGUACUUUUCAAUGGUGAAUCCUAUGAUUAUAUCGGAUCUCAAAGAAUUGUUUAUGAUAUGUCUUUGGACCGAUAUCCCGUGCACGGUUUUACUACAAGCAACAACGAGACUGUUUCCAACAUAAAUCUUAAGGACAUUGCUUUGUACAUUGAAAUUAGCCAAAUUAGUCAAGUUGACCAAAUGUAUAUACAUUAUAAGAAAGAUAGUGAAGAGAUAACACGUAUGUUCAAUCUCUUGGAUAAAAAUAACGCCGAUAGAUUCAAGAAAUCCAGUGGUAAUAUUCCUCCGGCAUCGCUACAAUCGUUCUUGAACGAAGAUCCUGAAAUACCUGGCAUCGUCUUGGCGGAUCAUGGUGACACGUACAAAUCCCAAUAUUACCACUCGAUUUACGAUAACGCAGCCAAUCUGCAGUUCAAUUACGUCAACACUUCGGAGAACAGCAUCAAAGUCGUACCUGAGGACAGUAUACAGGAGUACGUGGCUAAGAUCUCGACCGGUUUGGCUAAAAGCAUUUUCGAGUUCGUAACGAAAGAACAAUACAACGGCUCAGAGAAAGCCGAUGUUCUGUUGGUUAACGAACUGUUCCAUUGCUAUCUGGAGAACGCGAAUUGCACCGUCCAUCAGGCUGUCCAGAGAAGGCAGUUCCGGCAAGCACCGUUCAAUUUGUACGUUAGCGUUGCGGUCGUUCCGAACAUCGUGACCAGUUUGAUUGGUUUGACUCUGGCAUGGUUCACCGCCGACAAAGUUAAAACCGGCCCUUGCGAUCCUGACCUCAACACAGAUAUUUACAGAUACUUCAAUAUGUCGGAGAGCAUAAGUAACUUGAAUUCAACUCAAUGCUUUAAAGCCAGUAUGAACUUCACGGAAGCCAAGAGUCCAGCGUUUGAUAUCGAAGACUAUGCGUGGGAUUCGGGCAAAUACAGCACAUGGUCCGAGAGCGUGUGGCACGAUUUCAGUAUGAGGAUGUUCUUGAAACCCUCGAAAUCUCAUGAGAUUAUGACUAUUUCUAUUGGAACAACGGUGUUUGUUGCAGCCAUUGCUAUUAUACUGUUUAUCAAGAGGAAGUCUGAGGUGUUAUUCGAAUCUGGCGAUACCACGCCAACCAAUUGCUAAUCCAUACAGGGAACUACUUAAAGACUUAUUUGUUAGGAUUAAUUUGAAAUAUUUUAUAAUUGCAAUAUGUUAAAACCAUCCAGGCUCAUUCUACAUGCAAAUUCGAUAACA
Molecule: messenger RNA, 2227 nt
Organism: Nicrophorus vespilloides
Lineage: Eukaryota; Metazoa; Arthropoda; Insecta; Coleoptera; Silphidae
Product: nicastrin
Exons: 9
Coding region: 101-2116 (671 amino acids)
Biological process (GO): Notch receptor processing; protein processing
Cellular component (GO): membrane
Source: RefSeq, a predicted model, not a curated record